AUGACCAGUACAAUGGUGGAAUCCUCAACUAUCCUAGUAAAUUCAUGGAUUCAUAGGAUUCAAAGUGAGGGUGGAGUUGCAGACAUAGAAAUUUAUGAGGAUAUAAGAAGACUUUCAGGGGAAAUUAUUUCAAGGGCUUGUUUUGGCAGCAAUUAUUCCAAAGGGGAAGAGAUAUUCUCAAAACUUAGAGCUCUUCAAGCACUCGUGUCUGACAAAAGCUUGCUCUCUGCCAUCCCCGUAAUGAGAUGUCUUCCAACUAAGCGUAAUCGAAAAAUACAGAGUUUGGGAAAAGAGAUUCGAGAAAUGCUUCUCAAGAUAGUAAAUGAUAGAUUAACAGAUCAUACCGCAGAGGCAGACUUGUUACAAAUGAUACUUGAAGGAGCAAAAAAUGGUGACCUUGAUAACAAUGAAAUUGACAAUUUCAUUGUUGACAACUGCAAGAACAUAUACUUGGCUGGGUAUGAGACUUCUUCUACCUCUGCAGUGUGGACCCUGAUGUUGUUGGCUUUGAAUCCAGAAUGGCAGACUCGUGUCCGUGCUGAAAUAUCUGAAGUUUGUGGCAAGCAAUUGCCCAAUGCUGCUAUUCUUCCAAAGAUGAAAACGCUGACAAUGGUGAUUAAUGAGUCGAUGAGACUAUACCCUACCGCGCCAAUUAUCACAAGGGAGGCAUUGCAAGAAAUGAAAUUUGGUGGCCUAACUAUUCCAAAAGGAGUUACCAUUUGGACUUUUUUGCCAAUGUUGCAUCAAGACCCUGAAAUAUGGGGACCUGAUGCUAACAAGUUCAACCCUGAGAGGUUUGCCAAUGGAGUCACUGCAGCAUGCAAGCUUCCACAGGUGUUCAUGCCGUUUGGUUUUGGUCCUCGCUUGUGUUUGGGGAUGCCAUUUGCAUUAGCAGAACUCAAAAUUCUGCUAACUCUUCUUAUAUCCAACUUCUCGUUCUCUAUCUCACCCACAUACCAACACUCCCCGGUGUUCACGCUAGUGUUAGAGCCUGAACAAGGAAUGAAUCUCCUCGUAAAGAGAGUAUGAUGAGCUAUGGCUUAGUUGG
Messenger RNA from Ilex paraguariensis (yerba mate), 1048 nucleotides. The record is from the annotation of a GenBank genome assembly. Lineage: Eukaryota; Viridiplantae; Streptophyta; Magnoliopsida; Aquifoliales; Aquifoliaceae.